This is a messenger RNA of Coprinopsis cinerea okayama7#130, 1267 nucleotides long. RefSeq lists its product as hypothetical. The record is from RefSeq and is a predicted model, not a curated record. Bases 116 to 1267 code for a protein of 383 amino acids. NCBI's taxonomy places the organism in Eukaryota, Fungi, Basidiomycota, Agaricomycetes, Agaricales, Psathyrellaceae. The transcript is spliced from 5 exons.
CUCACCUUCCCGACGACGUGGUAGGACUGUCGAACGUCUCUUUCUCGAACAAAAAGGGACUUUUCUACUAAAACUCGCUGGACGACAACGACGAACUUGAACGUUUUCGACAACAAUGUCCGAGCCAUUGUCAGGCCAUUGCUCGAUUUGCUUGAACGACUAUAAUGACCCUGUUUGCAUUCCCUGUGGACAUGUGUUCUGCUUUCCGUGUUUGACGGAAUAUGCCAAUGGACCUGCUCAUGAAGGCUUCACCGCUCCAUGCCCAACCUGCCGCGCAGAUUUCCACCUAUUGACACCAGAUCCUCGAGCCCUUCCAGCGAAAUAUCACCCAUUCAUAUCCUCCCAUCUUCGACGCCUCUUCUUCGAUUUGACCCCACAUGAAGAAACAGUCUCCCUUAAGCGACAGGUCAAGAAACUCAAGAAGGAGGUGGCCCAACUCAUGGACGCCUGCGAAAGGCAGAUGAACAGAGUCGCGGCACACAAAGAAGGCGAACGCAAUCUUCGCCACCGUUUGGACAAGCUUCAAAACGACUACGACGAGCUUGCCACAGAACACGACGAACUUGUGGGGGAUUUGGAGGAGGUGAAGGAAGAGCGGGACGCGUUGGCGGAGGAGAAUGCGCGUUUGCGCGAGCUGUUGGAAACCGCGAUUGAAAGAAAGGAUGCCAUUUUCGAGGAGAAGGAACGACUUGAAACCAAGAACGAGGAGCUGGAGGAAGAGAUCGAGCUCACCACGCGUCGUGCCGAAGACUACAAAGCGAAGUAUAGGCAAGCUAAAUCACAGAUUCAGGCAUUGCAACGAGCCAAGGAGGAGGCAGAGGCCUCUGGCUCUCGUCGCAAGAGCUUUUUGGCACCACCAAGACUAUUCAACUACGACGAUUUCAACGCGGCGAUGGAGAAGGAGCGGACUGCAAGGUCGGGUCGCCCCACUCCUGACAACACCCUCUAUCCAGACGACUUUCUGACUCAAUACCUUUGGGAAACCAGGGCCGCCCGGCAAGAGCGCGACCGCGAGGUGCAAGAGGCCGAGAGCAGCAGUCGCGCUGGCUCAGGACAGGAACAACCCCAGGUUUAUGAACCGCCAGCACGGAUACGGGUGAAGAGACCAUUGCCACGUCGUUCAACACCUAUGCAAGUGAGCUCUGCGGGACCUCAGUCUUCAUCAUCUCUACCGAGAAAGAGACCUCGAUUGUCGGAGCCUGCUCGGUUGUCGAGUUCAUUGGUCGAAGCGGAACCACAGGUGGCCGAAGAUGAUCUUUCGGAAUGA